CAAAAAAAUUGACAUUUAAAAAGACCAUUAUGAAUGGCAGGUAGAAAAAUAGUAUUUAAGGGAUUAAAAGGAGAGCUAGUACACGGAAGUUAAAAAAAUUCUACCCCAUCCAUUUAGUUGAAAGACAAUGUAAGCCAGAAAUAUGUGUUCCCAUCUUCUUCUUUCGAUUUUCUGUCUAAUACUGGUUUUCAAUCAGGUAUUCUCGGAUUGUGAUAAAACUGAAGGACCGACAGGAAAUACAGGAUGUGUUUAUUCCCCUAAAUACUCCAAAUUCCAGGCAGCUGUUUGUAUGCUUAAGCAGAAGAUCGAGCGCUCCACGGGUAGACAUUUGACAUGCUGGGGGUCUAGAACGAAAUAUUGCUGGUAUCAAUGUUCGGCAACAGCAAGCCAUGGCGGUCUGUCUGCUUGUCAAUGUGAUCAAAAUUCUACAAAUGUGGACAACACUGAUACGCUUGAUAUAAACUGUUAUUUUCCAUCUGGAGACUGCUCUUGGUUUUUUGAAUGUUUGGCAAAGAGGAAGUCUUGUCCAGCAGUAACGGAGGCCGGUAAUACAUGCCAAGAACUGAAGAACAGUAGCAAGAACAUCUCGGAAAACGGCAAGGCGUGGGUUAAAGGUGUCAUAAAAUGCAUGCAAAAUGAUUUAGUUCAUUUGCUCUAUCCACAGGUUGAAGCCGAUUGCGAAAAAGUGAACUCCACUGUAGAGUCGUCAACAAAUUACUGCCUCACAGACCCUUUGGUGGACAAUCUUUUCUGCGAGUUAUCUUGGGAUGACAUCUUCCAAAUAGACGGUUUUGUUGGAGGUGUCUUCACCGGACUUAAAAGAUGCUUAAUGACAACGUAUGUUCCUAGUUGGGCAAAGCAGCUCUUGUUUUAUGUUGAAAACUAUGAUACAGAUGACUGGGAUACGGUGGCUGAGAAACUUGCCGAGACACUCUCCCAAUCAUUUCAGUGGUCAGAUUCCGGUGUGAAAUAUAAAACAGUAGGCCCAGCAAUACUUCCAUCAAACGGGGACUCGAUUCCAUUACGGAUCUAUCUGUACUCUGAAUCAAAGAAUGAAACACUGAUUUUAGAAACGAUAGACGAUCUAAAGGAGAGAAUUGUUCAGGGAAACGUAACCACGCUGACAUUCAAAGAAGGAAAGACCGUAAAAGUUACCCAUGUCAUUGGCUGCAAUGAUCCACAGUGUCUCUCAUACUCAUUUUCUAUGCAAACAGAAUGCAGUGAAAUUGCCAAAAAUUUGUCCUGCCAAAUCCUUGAAGCUCAUGAAUUAAACAACUUGAUACUAUACAGCACACAUGUAAGAGAAAACCCGCCAGAUGAUGGCGCAAACGCUCUGCAGAAUAUACAGGACGCUUGUCAAGGGAGACCAGCCAGAAGAUCAUCUUAUUCCUGUAAAAUCAGUGGUAAGACUCACGUGGCCCCUGGAGGGACGAUUUGUCUUGACGAAUUGAUUCUACAGUAUGUCAUUGAUCUCCAAAGCACUGCUUACAAACCCCAGAUAAACUCUCUCGCGGGUUCUUGCCACACUAGUACGUCAUUACACUACAGCGGAAUGGCAGUCGAUUUACAACUGAACAAAAUAGCAGGAACAGACAAAAGGGACAAAAACCAAGAGGAAGCCUACACUAAGGCCUGCAAAACAGCUAACGGGUGGCACCAUGGAGGGACACACGUUCACUGCCAGAUAAUGAAUUUAAAGCAAACAUCGAAGACGGUGAAAGGCGAUUCAAAAUGCACAGACCAAGAAGGGCAAUGCAAGGAAACUUCAGUCGGCUGCGAUAAUGGACGAUUUCAGAAAAAUCUGUGUGCUGGAAGAUCAACUCGUCAAUGUUGUCUUCCAAAUCCGUAAUGACGUCAUGGCUAUGGCCCAGUACCUUAUCAACCAUGAAGUAUGGUAGGAAGUAACCAAAGGAUAAUGAAAAAUCAUAACUAUUGUCGAUCUUCUGAUUUGAUUUUGAAAUUGAAUUUAUGACUAUUAUAAGCAUUCCGUCCAUUGUUUUUGUAAAUUGUUUUGUCAAAUACCCGUCUUCAAAUCUUAUUCUGUCAAUAAAA
Saccostrea cuccullata (small rock oyster) is the source of this 2052-nucleotide messenger RNA. RefSeq lists its product as uncharacterized. The record is from RefSeq and is a predicted model, not a curated record. Lineage: Eukaryota; Metazoa; Mollusca; Bivalvia; Ostreida; Ostreidae. The transcript is spliced from 6 exons. The coding region runs from base 143 to 1849 and encodes 568 amino acids.